CGACAGAGACCAGCCGUAUAGGACCUCCGACGCGCGCGCGCCGCCGUGGCGCGUAUUUUGUGUGAUGGGCGGAGGAGGCUCGUCCUCCGGGAACGGGCGACGGCGCACCACGCGGACGUCCGGCGAGCCCACCUCAGGCCGAGCCGUGGCGGCAGCGGCCAAAAAGCUGCGUGACUUGCAGCGGCGGCUGAAGUUCCGAGGGUGCCUCGCACCCUCCGUCUUUGAGGCGCCGUUCGAGGAGGCGGCGGUGGAGUCGCUCUACCGUGACCUCGCCGCGCGGUUCCGGCUCGCCAGGCAGACGCUGCUGGCGGUGUGGCUUGCGGCGGUGACGGCCGCCUCGGCGGGACUCUUUGUCGGCGGCGCGGCGCUGGGCAGCAGCGCGCAGCACGGGCUGCUCUGGGGGGCGGUGGGAGCGAGCGGCGUGCUGCUCUUCGCGCUGUGGACUUGCGUCGAGGCGGACAGACUCGCGCGGCGGCUGCUCUGGAGCGGGACACAGGCGUGCGUCGGCGACGCCAGAGAGCACGAGGCCCUCGCGGCGCAGGUGGCGCAGCUGCGCGCGCAGCUCGGCGCCGCGAAGUACGAAGAGGCGACUAUGUACAAGCUGCUGUUCCGCGGCCAGACGCGCCUCGCCUCAUUUUCCAGCGGCACCUCGGGGCCGCGCGAGUUUCUUCUCGCAGCGCCAGAGGCGCGCUCGAUCACGAGCGCAGUGGAGGGGGAGCCGAACCUCGCCAUCGCCCUCGCGCUGUCGGGUCGAACCACCGACUGGGACGCCGUCAAGCGAGCCGCCACCCGGCUCCGCCACCGCGACUACGGCUUGCGCGACUACUACGUCGACGUGCGGCAGGCCUUCCCCGAGCUGCAGCUGUACACGGUGACGCGCGAGGAGUACAAGGCGGGCCACCGCGACAUCUCCUCGGGUCUCACUCCAGACGAGGAGUACCGCCGCACUCUGGGCGCGCUGUUUGCGCUCUACUGGCUGGCGCGCGUGGGCAUCGACGGCGAGUGCGGUCUCUCCUUCGGCGUGGACGACGAUUGGGCGCCGCGCAAGAUUCCGGAGCAGGAGGAUCUCGACGGCUCCGCUGCGCUGAAGAAGCGGCUAACCUUCUACUGCAACACGCCGUGGAAGAAGCUGCUGCAGCUUCUCGUCGACGCGGGCAUGCUCACGGAGCGCGGCGGGCGCGGCGGUGCGGUCGAGGUUGCCGUGCCGCGCAUGUGUGCGAUGCUCGCGCUGACGGCGAUCCACGACGUCUUCAAGGUUGAGGCGCUGCUCCCGCGCGUACGACCGGAGCACGCGCCGUUCAAGGGCUUCGCGGCGGGGGACGUCAUCAACGACCACGACGUUGCGAUGUACUAUGUGCUCGACCACUUCCCAGAGGCGCUGCCCUCGUUUGCCGGGCUCGACGCGACGCAGCGCCACUCGGUGCUCUUCACACAGUCGAAGAUGUCCUUCAACCACGGCUGGCUGGUGCAAGCCGAGGCGCCGCCGCACGCGCUCUUCGCGCGCUUCAAGCGCGUCAUCAUGGCGGGCGAGGCCAACCCGCCCGACGUCUCGUUUUACUUUGUGCACUGGCUCACCGACCUGGCCGGCGCCGUGCCAAACCCGCUCGACGGAUCGGAGCGCCUCGUGCUCGGCUUCCCGUACCAGGUGCUGGGCUCGUUCAUCACCUCCUUCUCCGUCCUCUCCGCCCUCGCCACGCAGACCGAGACGGAGGUCUUCGAGACCUACCUUGAGUCGUACUGGCGCGACGCCGCGCCGCGGCUGCGGCUCGGCGCGCCCCCGUCAGGGGAGCACGCCAUCGCGAUGAUGAGGCUGCUGUGCCAGGCACAGAGCACCGAGGCGCAGGAGUCUGUUCUCGCCGCGUGGGAGAAGCUCUCGGCCGACGACGAGAAGGUGCUCUGCGACGAGAUGAGCCGCACCGGCAUCGCGGACCAGCACUUCCGCGCCUCGGCGCAGAAGCGGCCAGGCGGCCCCGCGAUCCUCGUCUACUAUUCGCCGCAGCUGGUCCGCUCCCUGACGCCAGACUCGGCGAGCCAAGCGCUCGCCAUCCUCGCCGAGGUGUACCGCCGCUCGCGCAAGCUGUGGCCGCUGACUCCGCUCGAGCGGCUCGACGACGAUGCGCGCACCGUCACCGUCCGCAUCGACCAAAUCAAGGAGCUCAAGCUCGAGGACAUCCGCGCCGUGUACAGCGACGGCAACUCGUGGCUGCUCUACAAGCGAAACGAGCGCGAGGCGGUCGUCGAGUGCCACCCGAUCGACUACCUCGCGGAGCUGCACACCAACGGCCACCAGGCCGCCGUCCUCAAGCUGUGGAGGAAGCGGACCGGCGUGGCGAUCGGCGGGCCCGACUCGGCCCAGACGUCGCGCCGCACCUCGGCCAGCGCCACACUCUCGCGCGGCUCGCUCUCGCUGGCGGGCCACUCUCCCGACCCGUCGUGGAGCCGGCUGCCGACGGGCGUGGCACGGGAGGGGGGGGAGGCGGCGGCAGAGCCGGCGGAGGCGGCGGCGGAGGCGGAGGCGGCGGCGGCGGCGGCGGUGGUGUCCGGGGCGGCGGCGGCGGCGCAGGGGGCGCACGGGGCAGCGGCGGGGCCGUCUUCGGCGAGCAGAGCCCGGCGCAGCGAGGCCCGCGACGGCGGGCAGGCCGCCCCUUCACACCCUGCGGCUGUGAACAGGCGAGCAGCCCGGCCAGCGACGGCGUGCGGAGCGACGGGACGGGUGGCAGUAGUCGGACGGCGGGCAGCAGUCCCGCGGCGGGCAGUCCGGCGGGCGACGGGGGUAGCCCGCCCGACAGUAGCCCGCCCGAGGCGGGAAGGGGUAGCAGCGAGGCUUGCGACGGGGCCGAGGACGGGCUUUUGGGCUGAUCUCGGCCACUCACGUCGCCCAAACUUUACGCACAUCCCCGCGGCGAUUAGAUGAUAGCG
This is a messenger RNA of Emiliania huxleyi CCMP1516, 2919 nucleotides long. RefSeq lists its product as hypothetical. The record is from RefSeq and is a predicted model, not a curated record. NCBI's taxonomy places the organism in Eukaryota, Haptophyta, Isochrysidales, Noelaerhabdaceae. The transcript has 12 exons. The coding region runs from base 65 to 2914 and encodes 949 amino acids.